GUGACAGAAAUAAGUAGGCAAACGCUCUUUUAAUCAAAACGAAUGUAAACAAGUUAAAUAGUUGUUGAGUUUUCUAUUAUUAAAAAUUUCGUUUACAUCAUGGAAGAAGAUUCCCAAUCAGCAGAUUCGUUUAAAAAGCCUAUUUUACCUUUAAAAGAUCCUUCACUAGAUUCUUUUAAGAAACCUGCAAUUCCUAUUUCUGAUGCCUCCACCAAAGACUCAUCACAAAAUACCGCGGCGGCAAGUCUGAUAGAUUCUUCUGAAGUCAGUGAUAUUCCAAAAGUUGCUAACAAAAAAAGGGAAAAAUCUCAAUCUAAUGUCCCAUUACCAUAUGAAGAACCUGAAUGGCAUGGACACCCUCCUCCUAACUACAGCUUAGAAACAAUAAAAAAUGGCACGUUUAUUUCAACUUUGUCCAUCAAAGCAUCUCUUGUUGUUUUCGGGCGCUUAGAUGUUUGUGAUGUUGUAUUUGAGCAUCCAUCAGUUUCGAGAUACCAUGCUGUUAUUCAGUAUUGCAAGGGAGAUGAUACACAUCCAAAAGGAUUUUAUUUGUAUGAUUUAGGAAGCACACACGGCACGUUUUUGAAUAAGUCAAAAGUCUCACCAAAAAUAUAUUAUAAAUUAAAGGUGGGAUAUAUUCUGAAGUUUGGAGGUAGCUCAAGAUUGCAUAUAUUUCAAGGGCCAGAGGAAGAAGAAGAAGUGGAAGUUGCUAAACCUAAAGAUACUGUAAAUGAAGCUGUAGAAGAAAUAUGUACUUGGGGAAUGGGUGAAGAAGCUGUUGAGGAAGAGGAUAUGACUGAAAAUCCUUUCGCCAUUUCAGCCACAAAUGAGGAUUUGUAUAUUGAAGAUCCUAAGAAAACCUUGCGUGGUUGGUUUGAAAGGGAAGGUUACGAACUCGAGUAUAAAGUAGAAGAGAAAGGAUUUAGAACUUUUUGCUGUACUAUUCGCCUUCCCAUUGAUAAUCCAACUGGAGAUUAUCUACCUGUAGAAGCUUCUGUUAGUGGUAAAAAGAAAGAAGCUGUCAUUGCAUGUGCUUUAGAAGCUUGUCGGACAUUAGAUCGACUGGGACUGCUGCGACAAUCGCAUCAUGAAAGUCGACAAAGGAAACGUAAGAAGUGGGAAGAAAAUGAUUAUUAUGAUAGUGAUGAAGAUACUUUUUAUGAUAGAACUGGAGAGAUUGAAAAACGCAGAGAAAUGAGAAAACGAUUAGCUAAAAAAGUUGAGGUUAAUAACUUUGAAACCAUAUCAGCAAAACUUACUUCUAUUCAGAGUGAAAUGGAAGAUAUAAAAAAUAAAAUUUCCGUUGGUGAGUCUAAGGACUCGAGUGAUUCGACAUCCAAAGAGAUUGAUACUCUAGACAUGUAUAUGUCUAACCUGUCUGAAUCCGGUUCUUCUUUGAGUGAUAAAUUUGAAAGAAGAAAGUUAAAAUUAAGAUUAAUUGAAUUGGAAAAAGAAAAGGAACAUUUAGAAAAACUUGCAAACAUUGCAAAGCCAGUUAACAUGCCUGCUUUAAAAAAGAAUCUGGGAUUUAUCGGAAAAAGGCCCCAAUCGAAAUUGAAGCUUCCGUCUGCAACAAAAAGUGAAGACACCAAACCUAAAAAUGAUGAUGAGCAAAUUGAAGAAGAUGAUUCAGAUGAAGAAGCAUCUGUAAAUGUCAAUCAGGAACAGAUAAAUAAAGAGGAUUCCAAUCCAGAUAUUAAUAAAGAAAUUUGUUCUAAAAAUGAUGAUACUGCGGAACCUGCGAAAUAUGGACUAAUUUUAAAUACAUCUGCAACAAACAAUCUUAGCAAUGAACAUAUUUCAUCAAUAGAUUCUUCAAUGGAUGUUGUGGAAAUUGAUAGUUUUAAAAGUAGAGCUGAUAUUAGUGAAGAGAAGAAAAACAAGAAAGGUAUUACUGACUCUGCUGAAAGUAUUUCUAAUGUUGACAAAACUUUAGAUUUACUGAAAGAAGAUUCAAAAUCAAAAGUUGAAGAAAACAAAGACAAAAUUCAAAAGAAAUCUAAAAAGAGAGACGUUUUAUCUAAGACAAAAGUGGAUGUUUAUAAAACUGACUCUAAUGAAUAUUGCACUUGGAUGCCUCCAAAUAACCAAUCAGGAGAUGGCAUGACUCAUUUAAAUGCCAAAUAUGGUUAUUAAUAAGUUUUUGUAUUUAAUAUCAUAUUAUUAUAUUUAAUUUUAAUAUGGUUGUAUAUAUAUGGUUAAUAUAUUGCUAUAUUAACUUGUAAAAAAAUGUUAUGCAAUCGGCCUUGGGCUUAAUAAGGAAAAUUUUCAAUAAAUAUAUUUGGUUUAAUGUUAGAAACUGUUUAUAAAACCCUUGUUAUUACAAAGCUAUAACAAAUUAUCAGUCCGUAUUAACAAUUAAUAUAUUUACUUAUAUUUAACAAGUUAUUUUUUCUGAACUUCUGGAAAAUUAUUUCAUUGAAGUUGUGAAAAAGAAAAUAUUUAACUACGUAUUUAAGAAAAUUUACUUUCAUUUAGGUAUAAUACACCCAUUUUGAUAAAAUGGCAUUGAUCAAUUUUUUACUUUUUGUUGCCUUUUUUCAGGAAAGAAAAUAUUUUCGUGAAAAUUUCUUAAUUAUAUAAAACUUUAAAUUUUAGCCAUCAUUUUAUUUUAUAUUUAAUAUCAAAAGUUUUUCUAAAUAAGUCUGUGCAAUAAUUUGCUAAAAUAAUGAGUUUAGUAAAAUAACAAGUAUAUGCAGCUAGUACUUAAAUUAUAUGAAGGAAACUUUGUAAAAAGGCAGUUUUUUAAAAUUUUAUUCUUGUGUAGGAAUCGUUUUUAAAAAUUUGAUUCUUGUGAAAAAAAGGCCCUUCUUACAAAUUCAAUUUUUUUAAAAUGACUUUAGUUUCUGCUUGGAUUUCCUCCUGAAUAUGUAAAUAAACCAAAAAAUUAAGAAAAGGUAUUUCUCAUAGAAUUCCAUUAUUCAUAUAAAUGCAACAAUUAGCAAAAGCUUUUAUUUGUGCAAACCAUUGAAUUUAUUUUAUGCCUACUAAUGUUCAUGUAUGUGCAAGAUCGUUUUUGACAAAAUGUUAGUAACAUCUGCUUUUUAAGUUUGAUAUGGAUGAGAUUGAAACCACCACCAUUCACUUUGAAGACAUAACGUUAGCUGAGAAAUUGUAUAUGUUUCUGAAAUCAAUAAUAGUUAUGAGUGAUAAUGUGUUUUGUAUCAUCUAUAUCGUAGACCAAACACUGAGGUUUAGUAAAAAAUAAAAUUCAAUAAAUGAAAAUCAAACAUUAUUCCAAUCAGUGUAAUAGCCAAUUCAAGUGUUAGGAUCAAAUGUCCCCAGUCCCUACAUUUUUAUUGUAAUCGUGUUUUACUGUAUGUAAUUAAAAUUUCUUGAGAGUGAAAAUUGAGAUGUAAAAUAGUACAAAAUAUCUUUGUAUUGAUUAUUAAAGGCAUUAUGUUUGCUC
Molecule: messenger RNA, 3409 nt
Organism: Parasteatoda tepidariorum (common house spider)
Lineage: Eukaryota; Metazoa; Arthropoda; Arachnida; Araneae; Theridiidae
Product: kanadaptin
Molecular function (GO): protein binding; RNA endonuclease activity producing 5'-phosphomonoesters, hydrolytic mechanism
Source: RefSeq, a predicted model, not a curated record